This is a messenger RNA of Tripterygium wilfordii, 4588 nucleotides long. RefSeq names its product putative disease resistance protein At4g19050. Bases 271 to 4134 code for a protein of 1287 amino acids. The record is from RefSeq and is a predicted model, not a curated record. NCBI's taxonomy places the organism in Eukaryota, Viridiplantae, Streptophyta, Magnoliopsida, Celastrales, Celastraceae. Gene Ontology annotation, molecular function: protein binding; ADP binding. The transcript is spliced from 3 exons.
GCCCAAGAGGAGGGAACGAGACAAUUUGCAGUGAGGUCAGUCAACAGGCCAAGAGGAGGGACGAGCCAAUUUGCUUUUGUUUUUUUAAGCAAUUUGCAUCCAAGAGCGUGAAUAAUAAAGAAAGAAGACUUCGGACUUCGGAGUGACUUGGAGGAGUUUAAAUGGUGAAGAAUAGAAAACAAUGAUCUGGGAGAGAAACAGAAGCUUGUUUUACCUUCAGAUCUAAGCCAGAGACUGCUUAACAGGACAUUCUUCUAUCAUUGAAAUUCCAUGGCUGUCCCUUCAGCAAAGAUGGAAACAGCUCCAGCCAAUCCGCUACAAGAUAUGGACCUUCACCUACCUACUGUGGAAAACGAAAUAAGUGACAUACUGAGAAUGUUAAGUGUCAGAGCAGAAACUGUUGUUGUUGGGGAUGCUGGAAUUGGCAAAACAUGGAUAGCGAGAGAGAUAAGUGCCCGUGCAAUCGGGGACAGAUUAUACUUUGAAACUGUUUGGGUCUCCAUGAACAUAAAACAAGAGAAGCAUGCACUGGUUGAGAACAUUGCUCGGCAGUUAUCUCUACAUUGCAUUGCUGAGGAAUGGGAAGAUGAUGAUGUCACUUACCAAAAAAAUGGUGAAGAUGAUGUCAAGGAGGAACAGAAGAACCAGGAGAACCAUUUGUCGAGCCUGAGGCAGCAAAUUUGUAAAAAGCUUGGGGAGUUGAGUGAAAGAAAGGAAUGCCUUCUGUUGAUAUUGGAUGAUGAGGGAAGUAAGAUGAAGCAAAAAGAGGUUUUAGAGGAAUUCCCAAACUUUGAGGAUUCAUUAAAGCUUUUGAUUAUCAGAAGAAAAACCUCAAUUCCCAAAUCUGGUGAGAUUAAGAACAAUGAUCCCUCAAUUCCUGAAUCUAGUGAGAUUACGAGUGACAGCCGCCCAAUUUCUAAUCCUGGCAUGAUUGAGCUUCAGCCGCUGACUGAUGAAGAGUCCGAGAGACUGUUAAAGAGAUUGGUUCAAAGCAAGAUUUCUGGGUCAGGUAGUUUCCUGAAAUACUCUGCAGCUAUUGCUGCACGGUGCAAAGGCUUGCCUGGAGCUAUUAAUGUGAUUGCAGAAGCCUUAAAUCAUGUUGAUGUUACAGUAUUGGAAACUGCUCUGGAAGAAGCAGCUGAUGGCUCAACUCCGAUAAUAUGCCAUGCAUAUGACAAGCUGCCAACUGCUCUGAUUGACUGCUUCUGGCAUAGCAUGAAUUAUUUUCGUGAAUUUGGCGGUGUUCACUACAAUGUGCUGAUUGCUCACUGGAUUAUUGAAGGCUAUUUCAAUCACUUUGAUAAUGUGGAGAAGGCAUACCAGAAAGGGCACCAGGUUUUGACACAGCUUAUAGAUCGAGGCAUGCUAAAGAUGCAAGAUGACAAUUUUGUAGUCACGGAAGGAGAGACACUGGAAAUGAUUGACAUUCGCCCCCGUGGAUUUGCUGGCACAGCUUGUCUGGGAUUGCCCUGUGUGCUGGCUUAUGAGCAAGAUAUCACAGGGACAGAUGGUACAAAUGUUCUUGGGAGAAUCACAAAGACUGAUGGUAUGAUUAGAACGUUGCGGAGCAGCAGAGUUUGGGAAAAGAUCACCACAAUUCUGAUUGAUGGGAGUCAUUUCUGCAGAGAGGUCCCUGAAAAAUUCUUUCAGCGCAUGGAGGACCUCAAAGUUCUGGCCCUUUUUGAUCCAAUGCUCAAAUCGUUGCCAUCCUUCUCCAGAACAGCUAAUCUGCUUGUUCUUGUGCUCAGAGGUUGUGAGCUAUUGGAGGACAUCACAUCCAUUGCAGAACUUAAGACACUAAAUGCUCUAGAGAUAUCGGGUUCUAGCUCUUUGACGAAAAUUCGAGACGAUUUUUUCAAGCACAUGCCUCAACUUCGAAGCCUUAACCUAUCUGCACUUCCAAUCAAAGGAUUACCUUCUAGUAUUUCUAGUCUGAAUGAACUGCGUUGGUUCAUCGUCAGAGAAUGUCCUAACUUAGAAACAAUGCCAAAACUCAUAGGAUUGAAAAACCUUGAGGUGAUUGAUGUCUCUGGUGCUGCCUCUUUGAAGAGUUUCCAAGAAAAUUUUGAAUCUCUUCGAAAGCUUCAGAUGCUUGACGUUUCCGACACAAGGAUUAAUAAGCAUCCAAUUCUAGGGGAGAUAAAGGAAUUGAGACGACUUAUUUAUAGAGGCUGUGAUAAACUACAAAAUUUGCGUCACCUGAAAAAAUUAUCUGGUCUCCAAGUUCUGGAUCUGUCUUGUUCUGCAAUCCGAAACCUCAAAGAGGACUCUUUAGGAGAUAUAGGCCUUAAAAUCCUUGAUCUAUCUGGAUCUGAAAUUGUCCAAUUGCCUUCCAAACUCGAUAGUCUGAUUGAAAUCAAGUUGAGUGGUUGUCUUCACAUCACGCAACUGCCAUGUACAACCUCAUUCAUAAACCUUGAGAAGAUUGAUCUUUCUGGUGCCAUCAAGUUCUCAAAAAUUGUAGAUAUGUCUUUCGGACAUAUGAAAAAACUUUGGUACCUCAACUUCUCAAAUACCAAAGUUGAAGAUCUUCCGUCCCUCUCCAACCUUAGUAAUCUUCAGAAGCUCUUGCUGAAGGGUUGUUCAUGUUUAAAAAAUCUGCCAGAAAUGCAAGGAGUGCAGGGGCUUAAGGUGCUUGAUCUCUCAGGCUGUGAGCAACUGAAGAAUUUGGCUUCCUUGAAAGAUUUCAGAAAACUGGAGGUUCUUGACCUUUCUGGUUGUAGUAUGAUCCAAGCAAACGAAAAUGAGUCCCUCCAGCACAUGUGUAGUCUUCAAGUACUCAAUCUUGACCAAUGUGGUGCAACUUCUCUGAGUAAAGUUGCAGCAGAAUCCCUGGAGUAUCUGACUUGUCUUAAAAUUCUCAAGCUAUCUGGAAUUGCAGAAGACAUUCCAUCCUUCUCCAAGGUCUCCCAACUUAGCAACCUCAGCGAACUGUCACUUAAAGGUUGUUCAGGCCUAAAAAAUGGGCAACAUGUGGAAGUUCUUUCAAAUCUUGUGGUUCUGGAUCUUUCUGGAACCAAAUUUGAGACUCCACCCUCUCUCGAUAAGUUCAACAAACUCUGCCAGCUUGUUUUAAGAGGUUGUGAUUGGGUAAAAUCAUUGCCUUUUGAGUCACUUAUUCACUUGGAGAUUCUUGAUUUGUGGGGAACCAAAAUAGAAAUAUUCCCCUACAGGGUUGCGGAAUUGACACAGCUAAAGAAACUUUACCUUCCAAACUCAAAAAGUAUACAGGAAGUAGACUGGGCUCAGGUCAAGCGACUACCUAAGGAAGUAAACUGGGAAGAAUGCGGUAUCCCUUCUAAAGCUCAUGUAAAUGGGUCAUUAACUGUUCAGAAUUUUUUCGAAGUCUUGGAGCAAAACCCCAACUUGAUGGAUGCAUUCUCGAAACAAUACCUUUACUUCUCAGUUUGCCUUCUUGAUGAAAAGGCAAAAGAUCGAGAUGGAUACUGUCAUCAAAAGAAACCAGAAGGCACCAACUUCCAGUCUCAACUCCUAUAUUCUGAAAAAAACAAACGGUGCUUGGAAAUUCAUGGGACCAUUACACCGGAAACAUUUCCCAAUGCCUUCAAGAAUGUUCUUAUAAAUGCUGAAUAUGUAUCUUUGAUUGAAAACAUGUCUGGCAGUUUGGCAGCCAUGUUAGGUGCGAGUGAAGUGAAGAAACUGGAAGGUUGUUGGCUGCAGGGAUGCGCCAUAAUGAAGAGUAUUUUUCUUGGUGAGGAUGGAGAUGUUGGAUUGGGGAAAUAUCUUAAGAUUCUGUGGAUCUCUAAUCUGCCUAGUUUGGAGAGUGUAUACAAAGAGAGUGUGCAGCCAGGGAGCUUUGAGAAUCUUAAGUGUUUGCAUUUAGAUUGUUGUCCGCAGCUUGUGGAUAUGUUCCCUGCAUCUCAACUGCCAUUAAACCUUGAAGUCCUUAGAAUAAAAUUUUGUGAUAAUCUGCAGAUUCUGUUCAGACGGGGUGAAUUGGACAAGUGUUCGUUGGGAAAGCUAAAGACAUUGCAUCUUUUAGAGCUACCUGAGCUUUCAACCAUUGGAGUUAGAUUGCCCUCUUUAGAAAAUUUUGAUGCCAGUGAAUGCCCAAAACUGGAGAAGAGAAAGGAGGAUCUCAAAGUUGGCAUGUGCGAAUGUGGCAAGUGCUGAAAUGGAAGAGAGCUGCUAUCAAGGAUAUGGUAACAGUUAGUGAAGCUCUGUCUAUUGUUUCAUGUGCAAAUGUUAUCAGAGGAUGCCAAAUGCAGGUGUUCGAAGUUGGGGCAGGUUUGGUUUUGAGGAAAAACCUUCUAUUGUACCUUAAUUGCUAUAUGUGUGUGUGUAUUAAUGUAUGUAUGAUCUGCUUAGACAUUGAUGUGUGUAUGUAAACAGAAUCUUCAUGCUUUAGCUGUAAGCUGUUGAUAUGGAGUCAUUCUUUUAUCAGCUACUGUUAGAGGGAAAGACAGGGAUGGUUUGGUUACAGAACUUGUACACUCUGAUGUGUAUCAGUAAUCAGUGCACGGAAAAAAGGUUUGAAUUGUGAAUAGGUGGAUUUUUAUGUUGGGGCUAUGGGCUUAAAUUGUUAUAUGGGUUUUGAUUUGCUGUUAAAGCUUGAAAUUUGUAAUGA